AUGGUGCAAGCCAAUGCGGGGAAUCCAGAAAAGGUCAUAUGCCCUUGCAAAUGUUGCAAAAAUCUAUUCUACCAACAUUUUGAUGUAAUGUAUGGGCAUUUGAUCAUUAAUGGCAUGGAUCCUACGUAUACUACUUGGGUGUUUCAUGGGGAAAAAUCAAAUACAGCAUCAUUGGCUCUUCAAGAUGUAGAAAAUUUAGAGACGUAUAGGAUGUAUAGAGAUGCAUUUUUUCAGGAUCAUAAUAGUGUAGAACCCAAGAAUGAAGAUAGAGAGAACGAUUAUUCAAAUCUAUAUGAAGGCGUAGAAAUUCCUUUCUAUCUUGGUUGCACAAAGUAUACAAGGAUAUCUACAACUGUUGUCUUAUACAAGCUUAAAGCUACAUAUGGUAUAUCUGACAAUGGUUUCAAUGAACUUCUUGAUAUUAUCCAAGAUAUGCUACCACAUGGGAACACUCUUCCUAAUUCUUGCAAUGCAAUAAAAAGGUUAUUGAAAACCUUUGAUUUGGGGUAUGAGAAGAUACAUGCAUGCGUAAAUGAUUGUUGUUUGUUUAGAAAUGAUCUAGAGAAUUUUGAUACAUGUCCGAAAUGUGCAUCUUUGCAGUGGAAAGUUCAUGAACGGACUAAAAAGAUUAAAAAAGGGAUACCUGCAAAGAAUAUUGGUGUUGAAGUAUAUGAUGGAUUUACCAAGUCCACCUUCAAUUUGAAAGCUGUACUUAUGUGGAAAAUUAAUGAUCUUCCGGCUUAUGGGAACUUAUCAGGAUAUCCUAUGAAAGGCGAAGUAGCAUGUCCAGUAUGUGGUUUAUCCACAUGUGCAAAAUGGUUGACUUAUAGUCGAAAGUUUUCAUACAUGGGUUAUAGAAGAUUUCUUGCAUAUAAUCAUCCUUAUUGGUUAAAAGAAGCUUGGUUUGAUGGAAACAAGGAGCAUAGGCCUAGUCCUAAAAUAUUAACCGGUCGAGAAGUGAUGUGUUCAAUCAAGAAUACACUACUUUUGCGCCAUAAUUUGGAUUUAAUGCACAUUGAGAAGAACGUUUGCGAAAGCAUUCUUGGCACUAUUUUGCAUGUGAAGGGAAAAUCAAAAGAUGAGUUAAAUUCCUGUAAGGAUUUACUCAAUAUGGGUAUUAGAAAGGAUCUUCAUCCAGAACUGAAAGAAAAUAUAUAUUAA
This is a messenger RNA of Olea europaea var. sylvestris, 1161 nucleotides long. RefSeq lists its product as uncharacterized. The coding region runs from base 1 to 1161 and encodes 386 amino acids. The transcript is spliced from 3 exons. The record is from RefSeq and is a predicted model, not a curated record. NCBI's taxonomy places the organism in Eukaryota, Viridiplantae, Streptophyta, Magnoliopsida, Lamiales, Oleaceae.